Messenger RNA from Paramisgurnus dabryanus, 3418 nucleotides. It is a transcript of the gene fgd, whose product is annotated as faciogenital dysplasia. The record is from RefSeq and is a predicted model, not a curated record. Gene Ontology annotation, cellular component: cytoplasm. Gene Ontology annotation, molecular function: guanyl-nucleotide exchange factor activity; metal ion binding. Gene Ontology annotation, biological process: cytoskeleton organization; filopodium assembly. Lineage: Eukaryota; Metazoa; Chordata; Actinopteri; Cypriniformes; Cobitidae.
UUUUCCAGUUUAGAAGAGAGAAGCAUAUGAACAGCAUGACAAAAAACACUUGAUGUAAGGUUAAUAUUCAGCAGUUAUAUUGGUGUUCUGCUUUUCAACCGUUGUAUUGUAACCCAGUUGUGCAAACCUCCCUGCUCUUUAAAAGUCCUCCUGGAGUUAUAUUCGUCCACACCUGUACAGCAGUACUCCCAUGAACCUGUAGACCUGAAAAGGAAAACCCCACCUCCACCCAAAACCAUGUCCCAAGCAACUCACAGAGAGGCCACGCCCUCUCCAUUCAGCCACGCCCAAGAAGCUUACUGCACAGAAACCCCACGUGCCCCCUGAGACGCUGCACUUGCUGCCGUGGUGUCACAUCCCACCAGCACCCUGUCGUCCUGUGCCAAGAUAUCCUACAAAAUCCAGAGGCCCAUCUACAGGACUGAAAGAAGAGCGGCUGAUCGACAACCUCAUCAACUCCGGGUUUCCGAUUCUGGGUCUCCAGUGAAGGAAGAACCUCCAGUGGCGUGUCAGCAUGGAGUCUUCAUCAACUCAACCGGACCUCAGUGAUCAGCCUCAGGUUACAGAGGCAAAUGCAAUAAAGGAUUCUGGAGAAUUGUGCUCUAUGGAUAAGCUUGAAUUUAAACCGUCUGAAAUCUCAGAAGGUUUGGAAUUAUGCAGAUUGGACUUUGAGAUUGACUGUUCCAACAAUGAAGAAAAGAAAGAUAAACUUCUAAAAGAGCACAAUAAUCUUUGCAGUAGUGGCUUAGAUAACAAACAUAGUGACUUACAUGGUGAUCAAAAUGAUGGGAGCAAUAACCAUAAAGAUAUGAAUCAGAAGGGCCCUUUACCAGAGGGCCCCUGUGACUCUCAGGAACAUGACGCGAUGGAGUCAAAUGGAAAGAUACCAAAUCGUGACAGCGGCAUCGAUAGCCCCUCUUGUGGGACAGAAGGAGAGGUUUAUCCAAAUGAGGACCCUAUUGAGGAAGAGGACAGGAAUGAUAGCAUCGCCACAGUAACAGAGAGUAUGUCGUGCAUCAGCGUUAGCAACAAACACGACUCAUCACAGGACGAAGAUAGUGACUUGGAUGAAGGGAGCUGUGAAGAUCCAGAGAGCCUGGACCUAAAAGGUUUACAGUCUGAGUCUCAGAAGUUGUUGAACAUUGCUAAGGAGUUGCUUCAGACAGAAGAGGCUUAUGUCAAAAGACUCAACCUACUAGACCAGGUGUUCUGUGCCCGUCUCACAGAUGCGGGCAUCCCUACUGAUGUCAUCACUGGAAUCUUCUCCAACAUCUCCUGUAUUUACAGAUUUCACUUCCAGUUUUUACUGCCUGAAUUACAAACACGCAUCACACAGGAGUGGAGCCAUAAUCCACGCAUAGGGGACAUCCUACAGAAAUUAGCCCCAUUUCUGAAGAUGUAUGGCGAGUAUGUGAAGAACUUUGAUCGUGCCAUGGAGCUGGUCAGCACAUGGACACAACGGUCCACUCAGUUCAAAAGUAUUGUCCAUAAUAUUCAGAAGCAGGAUGUGUGUGGUAACUUGACCCUGCAGCAUCAUAUGUUGGAGCCAGUGCAGCGUAUUCCACGUUAUGAGCUUUUACUGAAAGAUUAUCUGAAGAAACUUCCUGAUGGAGCUCCAGACAGGAAAGAUGCUGAGAAAGCUCUGGAAUUGAUCUCCACUGCAGCAAACCACUCCAACGCUGCUAUCAGGAAAAUGGAGAAGAUGCACAAGCUCUUGGAGGUGUAUGAGAGGUUGGGCGGAGAAGAGGACAUUGUUAAUCCAGCUAAUGAACUUAUUAAGGAAGGUCUCCUAAAGAAGAUGUCAGCUAAGAACGGGACUGCUCAGGACCGAUACCUUUACGUGUUCAACAAUAUGGUGCUGUAUUGUGUGCCCAAGCUGAGGCUCAUGGGACAGAAGUUUAGUGUCAGAGAGCGCAUUGACAUCGCAGGGAUGAAGGUUCAGGAAAAUGCCAAGCAGAACAUUCCUCACACUUUCACCAUCAUUGGUAAACAUCGUUCUCUGGAACUGCAGGCCAGGACAGCUGAGGAGAAGGAGGGCUGGAUAAAAGUGAUCUCGGCUACAAUUGAGAAGCACAAGCAGAACAGCGAGACUUUUAAAGCUUUUUGCCGUGAUGAAGAAUCCUCACCAUCAUCUGAAACACAGGGUUCAUUAAGCAACAAUACAAACACAUGUGAGACAGACGGAGUACAGCAUGAGAGGAAGAGUUCAAAGAAAAGAGAGAAGGAAAGAGAAACGUGCAAAGGCUGCAAUGAAACUUUCCAUUUCACCAAACGCAAACACCACUGCAAGAGCUGCAAUGCAGCCAUAUGUGGAAAGUGUUCAAAGCUGUCAGAGAGCAAAAACACUCGCAUGUGUAAACAGUGUUUUGAAGCCAUAUAUGGAGCAGAAGGAACAGCAGGUGGCGGCACUGAGCCCAAGAAAAAAAUUGAGAAGCAGCUGUCACUUGCUCAGUCCUAUCCGCUUGCAGAAAAAAGUGAAGUGUUGGACCAGGAACAGGGCAGCCAUCAUUGAAGCAGAACUUCUGGUUGUUGUUUAUACCAGCAUACAGCAACUGUCUAUGACAACACAUCAGUGACAUCAUCAGGAGAAAAAGAGGCCAAUCACUGGUUAAGGCUGAUUUAUUACUCAUGAGACAAAAGAGACUGAAUUAACAGCUGUGUGACUGCAGUUUUUGUCAUGAUAAAGUGAGGAGCAUGAAUGACAUAUCGAGACUAAAUAAAACUUUCUCUUGCCUAUGACCACACCAUUUUUAUAUAAACAGCAUAUCUUACUUGAAAUGAUGAUUAUUCUAAGCACUUUUGUUCUUUUAAUUUAAAAAUACAUUUUUAGAAAUAUUUUCUAUAAUUGUUAUUGCUUUCACAUAAGCACAGAGCGACUGUUUUCUCAAUGAAUUGUUAUAUGUAAGAACGAUUUCGAAUAUACUGAAAGAAGAUAUAAAGAAUGUUUAUGAAAUAUGAUGAUUGUUUAAUGUUUCCCUUUCUCAUGUGUUAUGAGAUUGUUACUGAAAGCAUUAUAUCACUGUUCUUUUGCUGAUCAAUGGUCACUGUCAAUAUGUCCAGCCAUUAUUAUUAUUAUUUUUUUGCAUGGAUAAUGCUCAGGAGAAAUGUGCUUUCUGUUUUAUGAUGUUUAAAAUGAAGGGUUGAAUGUAAGAGCCAAAAACUUGCAUUCUGUUCAUGCUUAAUCUCUAUUAGCUCAUUUACUUUAUUAUAAACUGUCCCAGUGUUGUGAUUUCAACAGAAGUACUGUACGUCUGCAAAGUGCAGGUAAAUCUGAGAUCUGAGAGUGUGGAAUAUGGGUAAACAGACAGAUGCUAGCAUUUAAAUCUUGUUUUAACCCUUAAAACAGAUACAGUAUUAUUAAAAGCAUUUUAUAUGUCCUAUAGCAUAUCAGUGAAUAAAAUAUUGUUUGGUCAUUGAG